Sander lucioperca (pikeperch) is the source of this 1953-nucleotide messenger RNA. RefSeq lists its product as uncharacterized. The coding region runs from base 390 to 1316 and encodes 308 amino acids. The transcript has 4 exons. Lineage: Eukaryota; Metazoa; Chordata; Actinopteri; Perciformes; Percidae. The record is from RefSeq and is a predicted model, not a curated record.
UCCAAGGCAAUCAUUAAGAUAGUUAGAUUUGUUGAGCCAGAUCUCAGUUCAACCAGCACAGACGAUACAGUGUUGCUGUCUGAUAACACAGAUUCACCAGAGCGUCUUUGCCGAUGGCCAGAGAUCUUUGUUAUUCCAACAUUCUCCUAUGAGGUGGAGCAUGCUCUAAGAGAGGGCAACUCUGCAUUUGUCAAAGAGGGGAAAACUGUAAGCUUAACUAGGGAUCAAAAACGCAACAUACUGGAAGGAAUGGCUGCUGAAAUAUACAAGCAUAAAGCAUAUCCUAGUACUAAAAAUAUUGUCAUGGCUGCAGAGGCUCUGGUGAGUGUCUAAAGGAAAAAGGUUCCAAAACGGGGUAUGAGGGUUGGAAGAACAGCUUGCGCUUCAAGAUGGGCAACUACAGGACCAAACUGAGCAGGGCUGGCAUUAAGGACGUGGCUGUGAAUGCGGGAAAGCGCAGCAGGACCUAUCCAGAAGGUGUAGCAUCCGGGGCCAACAUCAAAAGACCCAGAAGAGGAGAAAUAAACUUCCUGCCCAAUUAUCCCCAAGGAGAAACCAAGGACACACUGGAGAACCAGAGGCUUGAGAUGUUGGAGCAGUUCAAGAAGACAGUGAUUGAUAGAGACAUGAUUAUGAUCCAUCAACAUAUGCAGCGCACCUUUGCACUCAGGCGUGAAGAAAUUGUGAAUUCAGCUCCUCCCAUUGCUGAACUGAAAGACAGAUGGCCUGCACUCUUUUGUGAAGCCCAACUCUACAGUGAAUUCCACAGGAUCACCAAUCAAAAUCUACCGUAUUCCUUCUUUGCUGCACUUGACAAGUACACACCUCAGCUGUUGAAGCUCUACAAAAAAAGGAAGAAUGGAAGUUUUGGCGAAAAGAUGCAAGACGUUUUGAUGGCAUAUGAGGAACAGGACAAGAACAACAUCACUGCAGCUCGAACAGCAGCCCUGGCCGGCCUACCACUGUACUUAAAGGAGGAUUCAUCAGAGGUCUUCAAAACCUGCAAGGAUGAGUUGGAGGCAAACCAGGAUGGAGCAGUGGCUCUGGUGGCAGUGGUGAAUGAAGAGGAGGUGCCUGCUGGAGUUCCCUUUGAAACUCACCAUGUGUCAAUUGUCCUUGAGGAUCAGGUUGUAAUGUCUCACAGAUCUUGGACUGAUUCACUGGUGGUUUUGUUUGGACUGAUCUAUGCCGUUCAUUUGAGCUAUCCUGAGAAACUAAGUGGCUUCUUUGAGUUCAUCCAGGUUGUCCUCUUAAACCUUGAUGGAAGAAAGCAGCUUAAACCUAAGUUACAAGCCUUGAGAAAUGAGCUAGAGUAAAGGUGUUAACAUGUUCUUUUGUUGAAGGUCAGUAGGGUUCUGAAAAUCUUCUGGCUUGCAUACCAAAACUGUUUCGGUUUAGAUUUCUGUGUUGAAACAGAAACUGGUCUACACAAUUACAGCUGGGUUGGUUGGCUUUCUACUUAAGCUGUAGUGAGAAACGCGGGCAAUGAUUAAUAAUGUUGUAAUGUUUUCAGUUUAAAGGUAUUUUUGUACUAGAUUUCUGUGUUAAAACAGAUACUUGUCUACACAAUUACAGCUGGAUUGGUUGGCUUUCUACUUAAACUGUAGUGAGGAACAUGGGCACUCAAUAAUGUAAUGUUUUCAGUUUAAAGGUAUUUUUGUACUAGGUUUCUGUGUUGAAACAGAUACUUGUCCACACAAUUACAUCUGUCUUUGUUGGCUUUCUACUUAAGCUGUAGUGAGAAACACUAAUAUUGUAAUGUUUUCAGUUUAAAGGUAUUUUUGUGCCAGUACAUACAUGAUCAAUAAUAGCAUUUAAUUUUGUUUUUAUUUUUAUGAGUGUUAAUUUCAUAGUGUUUCUGACAAACACGUUAUUUUGAGAGCUGUGGACAUUGAAAUGUUUUAACAUUGUUAUUCAGCAUUCAACUAAAUAAAUAGCUGAAGUUGUGUCAGA